AUGGUUUCCAUAACCCACGGUGUUAUUAUCAGGAAAUUACUUUGCGGCGGCUCCAUCAUCUCCCGCAGGACUAUUCUCACCGCUGCCCACUGCAUCGUGCCCAUCCGUAGCGGCAACAAUUUUACCCGUAACGCACACGCGACUGUUGGCACCAACCAGUGGUUCAGUGGUGGUCAGAUGUACUCUUACCAGGGAUACGUCGUCCACCCCGAAUACGGCUUUAUGAAGAACGACAUUGGUAUGCUCUACACCACAACCGACAUCGUCUGGAACAACGUCGUCAGGCCUAUCGUUAUUAACUACGAUUGGAUCGGAGAAGGGAUGAACUGCAGGGUUGCUGGAUGGGGCAGAAUCAGGGUAUAA
Messenger RNA from Manduca sexta (tobacco hornworm), 363 nucleotides. Its product is annotated as trypsin. Lineage: Eukaryota; Metazoa; Arthropoda; Insecta; Lepidoptera; Sphingidae. Gene Ontology annotation, biological process: proteolysis. The transcript has 2 exons. The record is from RefSeq and is a predicted model, not a curated record. Gene Ontology annotation, molecular function: serine-type endopeptidase activity. The coding region runs from base 1 to 363 and encodes 120 amino acids.